AUGUCUGAAAAGACCAAAUCCGCGUUCUUCGAGUACAGCGAACCAUCAUCCGCUGCACCGCCACCAUUUAGCCAGGCCGUGCCAAAUGGUGGACCGUCAACUUUCCAGAGUCGUUUUGCAUCUAUUACACGACAUGCGCUUGAUCGCAUCAGACUUGUCAACUUCUCAGAGGCCGAAAUGGCGGCUAUUCACGAAAUUGUGAGGACAAAUUGGGAUCGCGGCAUUGACAAGGUCUAUCCUCAAGAAGCGUCCCGUGAGUUCAAGUUGGGAGGCUAUGCAUGGGGAUAUGAUCCGAAUGGUAAUGAGCAGGCGAUGUUAUUGACGCUUCGGAUUCUGGAGGGUAUGCAUAGUUUGGGUUGGGUGAUUUAUUCUCCUAUUGAAGUUACCAAGAGGGUCUCGACGAAAGAUGCACUUAUCUUCCGAAAAGUGAAUCACAUCCCUCCUCCAUGCGAAUGGCUAAACGUGUCAUUCCACGGCGGAGACAAACUAAAAAUUCUCAACUUCCCUCCUGCAGAUCUUGUCAACGAAAUCGUGGCGACUUUCAUCACUGACAUCCAACGACACGAGGUCACGCCAGACCGUGCAAAGAUCAAGUUCAAAGGAUACCCGUGGAGACCACUGGACUCGGAUGGAGCUGAGACACAACUGAAGCUGCUGGCGUUGCUUGAGGCUUUUGAGCGAAAUGGUUUUACAUUGUAUGCGAGGACUAGCGCAAGAUUCAGCGAUGAGACAAGUGAGUCGAACGUCUUGGUAUUUCAGAGGCGACGGGAUUGGGUGCCGGGGACGCCUCUGUACCAUCAGCUAUGA
This is a messenger RNA of Fusarium redolens, 807 nucleotides long. RefSeq lists its product as uncharacterized. Lineage: Eukaryota; Fungi; Ascomycota; Sordariomycetes; Hypocreales; Nectriaceae. The record is from RefSeq and is a predicted model, not a curated record. Bases 1 to 807 code for a protein of 268 amino acids. The transcript is spliced from 2 exons.